UGGUCCCAAAAAGGAAUAUAGUUCUCUCUCACACACAAGAAACACAUGGAUUAACUUGGAAGUUGGAACCAUAGAAACAACCCUCUCAAUACACAUGAUGCCUUUGUGAGAAGCAUUUAUUUAUAUAUUAGCUUGUAACAUCCAAAACUUAGUUUAUACUUUCUCUCCCAAAUUUAAAUUUUAUUCAAUACUUGUUUCUUCAUUCCUAACACACAAAAUGGAACAAGUAAAUAACAAUAGACUAUGUGUGUCUAUGGAAGAGUUAGGUUUCAAUGCUGAAAAUGGUAGCAAUAGGGGAAACUGGAGAAAGAACAAGCACCGUGAUAAUGAUGGUGUCCCAAAAGUGUUCACAUCCAAGAACCUUGAGACAGAAAGAAAGAGAAGGGAGAAACUCACUAGCAGACUUUUGGUGCUUAGGUCUUUAGUACCAAUCAUCACAAAUAUGAACAAAGCAAGCAUUAUUGAGGAUGCUAUCACUUAUACCAUGAAGUUGCAACAUGAAGUUGAGAGUCUCACACUAGAGCUUGAUGGAAUGGAACCAAGAAGAGAGAAAAGAGCUGAGCCAAAACAAAGAGAGUUUUCUUCUGUUGAUGAGAUGAAUAAAAUGGGGUUGCAGGAAGAGGUGCAGGUAGCAAAAGUUGAUGGGAAUAAGCUAUGGAUUAAGUUGCUCAUUGAGAAGAAAAGAGGAAGGUUCAACAAAUUAAUACAAGACUUGAAUGAUUUGAACAUUGAAAUGGUAGAUCUCAGUGUUACAACUAUGGCAGGAGCAUAUCUCAUUACAGCCUCCUUACAGGACAUGAGUGGUGAACCACUUGAACUUUAUCGAAUUCCAACUAUUAUCAAGUAUUAGGGCAAAUGGAAAAGCUAUUUCUUAUGCAUCAAGUCAUCAAAUUAAAAUAAGGUUUAGAUUAUUUUAUUGCUCAAUUAACUUGUAUUGACUCUAUCAACUUAUUUAUGAUUUGAGAACUUAAGAAUUACAAUCUUGCAACUGUAAUUUCAUUCGGGUAGGCGAAUAAACGUGUUAGAUGACUAUGACUAAUUGCUUGUUACUAAUUUAUCAAAUAUUCAAUUCUUCUUGAA
Messenger RNA from Medicago truncatula (barrel medic), 1080 nucleotides. RefSeq names its product transcription factor DYT1. The coding region runs from base 218 to 850 and encodes 210 amino acids. The record is from RefSeq and is a predicted model, not a curated record. Gene Ontology annotation, molecular function: DNA-binding transcription factor activity; protein dimerization activity; sequence-specific DNA binding. Lineage: Eukaryota; Viridiplantae; Streptophyta; Magnoliopsida; Fabales; Fabaceae. Gene Ontology annotation, cellular component: nucleus. The transcript has 4 exons. Gene Ontology annotation, biological process: regulation of DNA-templated transcription.